Messenger RNA from Dicentrarchus labrax (European seabass), 6015 nucleotides. RefSeq names its product gamma-aminobutyric acid type A receptor subunit alpha4 (gene gabra4). The transcript has 9 exons. The coding region runs from base 116 to 2095 and encodes 659 amino acids. Gene Ontology annotation, cellular component: postsynapse; neuron projection; synapse. Gene Ontology annotation, biological process: signal transduction; nervous system process; synaptic transmission, GABAergic. The record is from RefSeq and is a predicted model, not a curated record. Gene Ontology annotation, molecular function: transmitter-gated monoatomic ion channel activity involved in regulation of postsynaptic membrane potential; GABA-gated chloride ion channel activity; inhibitory extracellular ligand-gated monoatomic ion channel activity. NCBI's taxonomy places the organism in Eukaryota, Metazoa, Chordata, Actinopteri, Moronidae.
UGAAAGAGCUGUGGAGGGAGGGAGAGAAAGAGAGAAGCAAACAGAGAGUGGAAGGAGAGAGAGAGAGAGAGAGAGAGAGAGAGAGAGAGAGGGAUUGGAUUGUUUCUUUCCCUGGAUGCCACCAGCAGCAGCAGCAGCAGCAGCAGCAGCACCAGGAGCAGCUCGGAUCUGGACGAGAGGUGACCGGGGGCUGAGGGUGAAGGUGUGUGUGUGUGUGUGCCUGUGUGUGUUUGUGUGUGUCUGUCUGUGUGUGUGUGUGUGUGUAGCGUCUGGCGGAGAGACACUGCAGGAGAGAGGCUCAACUUGCUCCCUCUCUGCGCCGCUCUGCCCUCUGUGUGUCGCCGCGUCUCCCUCCCUGCGUUUCCCCGGGACACAGACAUCUGGCGUGGUGACAUGUGAAGAGGGCUUGGAAGUAUGGCAUGCAAAGAUGGUUUCUGCCAAGAAGAAGGAGACGGUGACAGCGAUGCGCCCCGCUUUUAUUCGGACCCUCUUCUACUUUUUCUGUUUGGCGACUUGUGUAAAGAAAAUCUCUGGACAGACAAAGAAGGAUGAAAGGAUCUAUCCGGAGAAUUUUACUCGCAUUUUAGACCGACUUCUGGACGGCUAUGACAACAGGCUGCGACCUGGAUUCGGGGGUCCUGUGACUGAGGUCAAGACCGACAUUUACGUAACAAGUUUUGGGCCUGUGUCAGAUGUUGAAAUGGAGUACACAAUGGACGUGUUCUUCAGGCAGACGUGGGUGGACCGGAGGUUGAGGUACGAGGGCCCGAUAGAGAUUUUGAGGCUUAACAACCUGAUGGUGACUAAAGUGUGGACACCGGACACCUUCUUCAGGAACGGCAAGAAGUCAGUCGCUCACAACAUGACGGCUCCCAACAAGCUUUUCCGCAUCAUGAAGAAUGGCACCAUUCUGUACACCAUGAGGUUGACUAUUAGUGCCGAGUGUCCCAUGAAGCUCGUGGACUUCCCCAUGGAUGGACAUGCGUGCCCACUCAAGUUUGGAAGUUAUGCCUACCCUAAAACAGAGGUGAUCUAUACUUGGACCAAAGGGCCUCAGCAUUCAGUGGAGGUCCCUCCCGAGUCCUCCAGCCUCGUUCAGUAUGAUCUCAUCGGCCAGACGGUCUCCAGUGAAACGAUUAAAUCCAUCACAGGUGAAUAUGUGGUGAUGACGGUCUACUUCCACUUAAAACGUAAAAUGGGCUACUUCAUGAUUCAGACGUAUAUCCCCUGCAUAAUGACAGUAAUCCUCUCCCAAGUGUCCUUCUGGAUAAAUAAAGAAUCCGUCCCGGCACGCACAGUCUUCGGCAUCACCACUGUCCUGACCAUGACGACACUCAGUAUCAGCGCUCGCCACUCCCUUCCCAAGGUCUCAUACGCCACCGCGAUGGACUGGUUCAUCGCUGUGUGCUUUGCCUUUGUCUUCUCUGCCCUCAUUGAGUUCGCCGCUGUAAACUACUUCACCAACGCACAGAUCGAGCGGGCCAAAAAGAAGCCAGCCAAAUGUCCCCCGGUACCCCAAACCACGCCUGUCAAGGUCAAGGAAGGCGAGGAAGUGCUGCAGAAUCCUGAUUCCAACGGGAACCUGAGAAAGCGAAUGAAUUAUAUAUCCCACCAAGGGCCCAGUAGUCAGCAGAGAGCCCAGUCCACCACCAACAUUUCUGGAGUGGGAAGAGCAAGACCGCUGCGACCUUUAGUCAGCGGAGCCAACGGCAGCUCCUCCACCCUCUCCCGCUCCAGCCCCAAAUCUGAGAGCCUGCUCAGCGUGGCCUCCUCCUCCGCCCAGCUGGUGAAGAGCACGCCGCAGGCUGCAGCUUCCACGCCAGACGUGAUGGCGGCAACACCGUGCAAGCAGAACGCCAACUCCUCGUCUCUGCAGCAUCUGCUCGGGCCCAAGCUGGAGCGCAUCCAGAUGAUGGGGAACAAACUGGAGCUAAAGCAGACGCCGUGCUCUCAGCCCACCACUGCUGGUAUGGGUGGAACCAGCAAAAUUGACAAGUAUGCACGGAUCCUGUUCCCAGUGUCCUUCGGGGCUUUUAAUAUGGUCUACUGGGUGGUUUACUUAUCGAAGGACACGAUGGUGGCAAAAGGCGGUUAGACUUUGCUCUGGCAACAAGCGACGACUCAUUUCUUCUAACAGACGGGAAGCUAAGGAUUAUGGGAGUUUGCAAACAAUAAGAGGAAACUACUGUUCUUGCCAAACACAUAAACAAAAAGUGCUCACCAAGCACUUCCAUAUCCCGGAGAACACACUCAGAAUACAUUUAUUUUUUCUUCCUAAGGUCCUCGAACAGCAAGCAUGGGAACAAAUCAACCAAAUUAGAAAUAUCUGAGUCAACAGAAGAAAAGAACACCUGCACACUGGAAUAUGCUACUGUCCUCUUUAUAUAUCGUGCUACGUCUGACUGUAAAGGUCUUCAUUGGCUUCAACUGCCUCAUGAUCCCUUUUGGCCUGCAGUCGUGGUUAAAGCAUGGGAUUUUUUCAUUUUCCUAUUUUUGUACCCUGCACCCGGCAAGAUGUUUGGAUGUGUGCACCACCGUCCUGAAAACGAACUACACCGACGCUAUGUAAAUAUAUAAAUUUAUUAGGAUAAAUGGAUUUAUAUUUAAUGAUUACAGUGUACUUCAGUUUGAAUACUAAGACUUGCUGCUUUGGUGCCAGCAGGCUAGAUGAUGCAAAGUUAAAUUAUUUCAGAGAACACGGGGGACUCUGGUAGUGGUUUCCAGGGGCUUUCUCUUUAUCCUGAUAAACUAUAAUUCCUGCAUACAGGCCAAAUGACAGUCACACUAAAAUGAAGACAGGUUUUGGUCAGAAUAAAAGUCCUCAACUGAGGCUGAGUGGAGCUUUGGCCCCGGAACUGAUCAGCCCUGAAAAGCCUCUCUUGUACAGUACCUACUUGCAAAGCAUCUUUCUUAUACAAGAUGGAUUAACUAAACGGGAAAUACCGAAGAUGAAAUUUGGGGAUCAGUCGGGCAGAAAGUAGUAAAGACAAGUUAUUAAUUCCUGUAACAGUAGGAUUUAAGCUUCUUUCCUGCCAUAAUGGGUUACCAAAUAGUAGACAAAGAUUGUGCAAGUGAUUAAAAUACAGUCAUUGCAUGAAUAAAUAGAGAAAGCAGAAAGUAAAGCCAUUCGUCAGUUAGAUCACCGCAGCAAUAAAAUAGUGAGUUGGUUGUUUGUUUUUAGGGACAUUUGGCUUUCACAAUAAAGGAACUGUUCAAUAACUGCUUCGGGGGAAGAGACUGAGCUGACUGCUGUCAUCCACCUCCUUGAAUUGUGUCUAACAGAUGUUAGACUGAGAAUGAACCUGUUUCCGGUUUGUCUUCAGUUUUAACACAUAUUACAUUAUUUCACUGCAUUGCAUGUUGUUAAACCUGGGAAAUGUCUCACGUGUUACUGGAUGAGGCCUACGAAGGACAGGGGCAGAUCUAGAGAAAUAUUCAUGGGGUGGGGAGGCAGAAAUAUAUGCUGAUUUAAUCACAAACAAUCACAUAUAUCAGUAUUUGCUUGGAAAAGCCCCUAAAUAAAGAUAGCACAUUAGUAAAACACUGAAUAGAAAUAUCUAAAGGUGGCAUUAUAAAUCAAUACAUUGUAUUUCCAAAUCAAAUCUUCAGACAUUUUUCAAAUACAUGUCUUUUUUCAUUUAACUUAAUCAUCUAAAAUGUGACCAUAAAAGAUAAUUAAAAUGAUAUGUGUUAAUCAAAACAAAUUUAACACGUUAUUUUUAAUGUUAAUUUAAAUUAAUGUGUGAAAUUUGACAGCAUUUGACACCAAACUGUGGUAACAAGGUCUUUUUUAGAGAUGGCAGCUGCCACCACACGGGCCCCUGGAGAUCUGGAGCCAAAGCAGUGUUGUUGUUUUUUUCACAUUGUGAAAGUUGGACGAAGCAAAGGGUACGUGUUUGUUUGAAGUGGAACAGCCUGUUGAGUUUUAUUUUUCAGGCGGCCUCAGAGUUAGCUGAUGUACAGCUGUCAGUCAUUCAUUCAUCCGCUGUUAAUUGGGCCAGCUUUAGGGUAAUGGGAUUUACGCUAGUUACACCAUAUUACCAGCCAGAAGUCUGAGUGCAGCGUUGCCUCUAGCCCUGCUGUAGGAAAUAAUUCAACAUUUUGUGAAAUACAUUUUUCUGCCUUCUCUCUGAGAGUUAGAUCAAUACCAGUCUGAACCCUACAUAUAAUAUACAGCCAGUAGUCGGUUAGCUUCACUUUGCCUAAAGACUGAAGGCAGCCAGCCUGGAUCUGUCCAAAACUAACAAAAUCCAUCUGCCAGCACCUUUAAAGCUCGCUGAUUAACUUUACUAAUUAUACACCAGGAAGUCAGCUAGCAGGCCAGCUGGUUCCCACUGUUUCCACUCUUCCAAUGGUAAGCUAAGCUAACCGGCUUUGCGCUUUAACGUACAAACAUAAGAGUGGUAUCGACCUUCUAAUCUAACUCUCAGGAAGAAAGCAGAUAAGUGUAUUUCCCAACAUGCCGAACUCAACUUGUAAAAGUCCUAUUUGUCUCUGUAGAGAUGUGAUGUGACCCAAUGCAUUCAGUCCUGUCCUCCUAGAAUAUAAAAGUGGCCCAGAAAACCUUCAACCAUAUCGAAAACAACUUAAAAUAGCCUCCUGUGUGAUCAGGACCUACCCUCAGAGGAGAUGAGAGAUACUGCUGAUAACUGAAUAUUUGAAUGUGUGAAGGACGUCACUACCUAAAUAUCACACAACAUGACGUCAGACGUUGUCCUCUCAGCCGCCUCCUGCGUCGAGGAUUUCUUGUCAUUGUCAUUGAGUCCUCUCUCUGGGCAAAGUGACAUUUUUAGCGCAAACAAGACUUCUGUCCAGAAACCAUCACACAAUCAUAGUCUCGGAAAAAUAAUUAGACUCUCUGACAUCCUUUGACAUAUAAAUCUUCUUUACAAGAUAAUUUACAAGAUACACCCUCAGUACAUUUUGGCAAAGACCAUGCUCCACAAAUAGGACAUAGUUCCUCAUGGCCUAAUUUACUUGUCUCCAUUAUUCAGUGGAGUUGAAGGUUAAACAGUCGGUGGAUGAGCUCAGCUCCACUGUACACCUCUGCAGACAGAGAUGUCAUAUGGAUACGGCGCGUGUGGGGAUUCAUGAUGUAGUGGGUGCCUAGUUUCUUGCUCCAAUAGCCGUAUCAUCCAUGUAGCCAUGAUUGUUGGCCCUUGUCGAUCGGUUAGUGUAACAGGAGUUAUGAUGCUGCCACGGCGGCGAGCAACACGCUGGCUGAUGGACAGAUCAAGAUGCCCGCCGCCACUCACCUCUCCUGAACGCAGUCAUGUGUGAAAUUGAUUUUGCCUUUGUUACCUCCCUGUUGGCCUCACUCUCCCUUCUCUGUCUCUCACAACAGUGUACACAACAACAACAAAAAAGUCUCAUCAUGAAAACACAGAACGUCCGUGAACUAAUGAGGAGCCUGUCAACAACAGAUUGAUGUUCAGUGUUUAUGUGGCGUGACUCUGCUGCUCUAAAUGUGUGCAUGAUUGAUGGAGCUGUCAACGCCAGGUUGUGAGUUUUCUGGGGUUUUGUUGGGUUUUUUUUUUUCUUUUAAACAAACAUGCUGUUGCUAGAUGACAGACAGAUAGUUAAAGAUGCUCCACACGCUCACUCACAAGCUGACACUGGUGCAGGUUUGUGGAAAGUUCAACUUCAUCUUGAGAUCAAGCUCUCAAUUAAUCAUUGCCAUUUCAGCUGUUUAAAUAGUUCAACGGUAUCAAAAUAGUGCAGAUGGGUUGGGUAAAAUGGGGCAGUCAUUGUAGUUUUAGAGCACUUUUUGAAGUAAAUCAUGGCAUUACACUCCCUCUAGUGGCUCAACUGACCCCUUUUUUAUUUCGAACACAAUCCUAUUCGAUCCUGCUUGUUGCCAUUCAGGAAUAUUAAUUAACAUGAUGAUGAGAGUUUUUAUUCAGCUUCUGCUUUUCUACCAGAAGAGUUGGUUUUCAGUUGGCUCUGAGGUGCUAAAAAAACUGAACGCUACAGGCUCAGGACGCUUUUUCCAUUUUUAUUGCUUUGCGCAUGAUU